Molecule: messenger RNA, 1229 nt
Organism: Trichoplax adhaerens
Lineage: Eukaryota; Metazoa; Placozoa; Uniplacotomia; Trichoplacea; Trichoplacidae
Product: G protein beta 1 subunit
Exons: 9
Coding region: 1-1026 (341 amino acids)
Biological process (GO): G protein-coupled receptor signaling pathway
Cellular component (GO): heterotrimeric G-protein complex; cytoplasm
Molecular function (GO): protein binding; signaling receptor complex adaptor activity
Source: RefSeq, a predicted model, not a curated record
AUGAGUGAUUUAGAUCAACUCCGACAAGAAGCAGAAGCUUUAAAAAAUCAAAUCCGGGAUGCUCGUAAAAAAGCGGCCGACACUACUUUGGUUGCGGUAACCGCUAAUGUUGAGCCUGUUGGUAGAAUCCAGAUGCGAACGAGGCGUACUUUACGGGGUCAUUUAGCUAAAAUUUAUGCUAUGCACUGGGCUUCUGACUCUAGGAAUCUCGUAAGUGCCUCACAAGAUGGUAAACUGAUAGUCUGGGAUUCAUACACCACAAAUAAGAUACACGCUAUUCCCCUGCGUUCCAGUUGGGUUAUGACAUGUGCAUAUGCUCCAUCGGGAAAUUAUGUCGCUUGCGGCGGUUUGGAUAAUAUCUGCUCAAUAUAUAGUUUAAAGACCAGGGAGGGCAAUGUACGCGUCAGCAGAGAGUUACCUGGUCAUACUGGAUACCUAUCUUGCUGCAGAUUUAUCGAUGACACAAAUAUAGUUACCAGCUCUGGUGAUAUGACCUGUGGUUUGUGGGAUAUAGAAACUGGACAUCAAACAACGUCAUUUACUGGCCACACUGGCGAUGUAAUGAGUUUAUCUUUAUCAACCGAUAAUGCCAAAGUAUUUGUUUCUGGUGCUUGUGAUGCUUCUGCAAAGUUGUGGGAUAUUCGUACUGGGCAAUGUCAGCAAACAUUUACUGGUCAUGAAUCUGAUAUUAAUGCUGUUGCAUUCUUCCCAAAUAGCAAUGCUUUUGCAACUGGUUCAGAUGAUGCUUGCUGUAGAUUAUUUGACAUAAGAGCUGAUCAGGAACUAUGUGUCUAUUCACAUGACAGUAUCAUAUGCGGAAUUACGUCCGUGGCCUUUUCGAAAAGUGGUCGAUUGCUUAUGGCUGGAUAUGACGAUUAUAACUGUAACAUUUGGGAUACUUUGAAAGGUGAACGUGUUGGUGUUUUAGCUGGUCAUGACAACCGUGUUAGUUGUUUGGGGGUAACGUGUGACGGCAUGGCUAUCGCAACUGGCAGCUGGGACAGUUUACUGAAGAUUUGGAAUUAGAUAACGUUAUUACAUGAAAAGAAGAAAAUUAAUAAAAUAAAUGUAUCACUACUCUAAAAUGAUAGUUCACACCCAACGGUAGAGUAACAGAACACAUCAGAAUACAGAAAACUCGUGUAAAACAUCUCAUGAAAUAUCUAGUGUUUUACUUUUUAUGCAGUUUGUGAAAUCUCUUAGCUAUGUUAGCUCGAUUAUAUGACUUA